AUGCCGUUGGAUGCCCGCUGGGCCCACCAGCGUAUCCUGGGAGAGGGUCUCGUUCGCAUUGUCGUCGACACGGACAAGACUCCGGCGUCCCCGCUGCUCCACGGCGACCGAGUGUCUCUCCUCGUCCUCCGUCUGCCACGAGAUGACUCCACGACCUCCACCCCGCCCCGAUUUCGAAUCUGCGUCGCUCAUCUAGGCCCUGUACUUCCGAAGCUCUGCAUUGCUACACGUCCCGACGCUCCCAUUGCCAAGGGACAAUUCGCGGAGAGACCUGGAGGGCAGAUGGACCAGGCUGCUUCCAAGAGGCUGCUAUUCUGGGCCCAGCAACAGCACAGGCAACACCGGUCGCUCGUCAUCGCCGUCGUCUGA
Messenger RNA from Colletotrichum gloeosporioides, 369 nucleotides. RefSeq lists its product as uncharacterized. The record is from RefSeq and is a predicted model, not a curated record. NCBI's taxonomy places the organism in Eukaryota, Fungi, Ascomycota, Sordariomycetes, Glomerellales, Glomerellaceae. The coding region runs from base 1 to 369 and encodes 122 amino acids. The transcript has 4 exons.